Messenger RNA from Syngnathus acus (greater pipefish), 3177 nucleotides. RefSeq names its product guanine nucleotide binding protein (G protein), alpha inhibiting activity polypeptide 3 (gene gnai3). Lineage: Eukaryota; Metazoa; Chordata; Actinopteri; Syngnathiformes; Syngnathidae. Bases 534 to 1598 code for a protein of 354 amino acids. Gene Ontology annotation, molecular function: G-protein beta/gamma-subunit complex binding; GTPase activity; G protein-coupled receptor binding. Gene Ontology annotation, cellular component: heterotrimeric G-protein complex. Gene Ontology annotation, biological process: adenylate cyclase-modulating G protein-coupled receptor signaling pathway. The transcript is spliced from 9 exons. The record is from RefSeq and is a predicted model, not a curated record.
UUUACGCAAAACGCAUAGACCGGACAGUCAGGCAGUGCUGUUUGCUUUGAACUAUUUAGCCUACAUUUCCCAUCAAGCCGAUAGGGAGGGCCCAUUUCUUUUCCUUUUUUUCGCCUUUCAGAUUACAUCUGGAUCAGCUGGAAGAGGGCGCGACUGCGCAGCAGCAGCCACUGUUACUCUCAAGGCGAAAGUACGCUCUUUUUUGAAUCCUUAUUCAUUCCAAAAGCGUUUGUAAAUAUUUUAGAGUUUGUGAUCAAAAUUGCAGAAAAAAAAAAACUUGCUCGGCACGGUUAGAAAUUGCUCGUUAUUCCAAAUAUUUUUUUGAAAAAGACCCCAUUAGAACGCGUUUCCCCUCUUUCUCUUGGGGGACACUUGUGGCUGACACGGUUGGAGUUGAGCAUCAGACUAAAGCUCGAACAGCGCACCAACGCCUCUCUGGACUUCACACAGUUCGGUGUCUUUCCACACGACCCAUGAGCCGCUGAAAAAAAGCCCAAGACGACGAUAUCGGGAAAAGUAGUUUGGAAGUCACAAUGGGCUGUACCAUCAGCGCCGAAGACAAAGCUGCGAUGGAGAGGAGCAAGAUGAUCGAUAAAAACCUGCGAGAUGACAGGGAGAAGUUGUUGAGAGAAGUGAAGUUUCUUUUGCUCGGUGCUGGUGAAUCAGGGAAAAGCACACUAGUCAAGCAGAUGAAGAUCAUUCACGAAGAUGGCUACUCAGAGGAGGAAUGCAGUCAGUACAAAGUUGUGGUGUACAGCAACACGAUCCAGUCCAUCAUGGCCAUCAUCCGGGCAAUGGGGCGCUUAAAGAUAGACUUUGGCGAUGAGUCCCGGGCGGACGAUGCCCGACAGCUGUUUGCGCUCGCCAGCUCAGCGGAGGAGGGAGUCAUGUCGGCGGAGCUCAGCGCCGUGAUCCGGCGGCUGUGGGGCGACAGCGGCGUUCGCGCCUGCUUCGACCGAUCGCGAGAGUAUCAGCUUAACGACUCCGCUGCAUACUACCUGAACGAUUUUGAUAGGCUCUGUCAGCCUAACUACAUCCCAACCCAGCAGGAUGUGCUGCGGACGCGCGUUAAGACCACAGGGAUCGUGGAAACUCACUUCACCUUUAAAGAUUUCUACUUUAAGAUGUUUGAUGUGGGAGGUCAGCGCUCGGAGAGGAAGAAGUGGAUUCAUUGCUUUGAGGAAGUCACAGCCAUCAUUUUUUGUGUUGCUCUCAAUGACUACGAUCUGGUCUUGGCUGAGGAUGAGGAGAUGAACCGCAUGCACGAAAGCAUGAAGCUGUUUGACUCUAUCUGCAACAACAAAUGGUUCACAGACACCUCCAUCAUCCUCUUCCUCAACAAGAAGGACCUGUUUGAACAGAAGAUCAGCAAGAGUCCACUCGCAAUCUGCUACCCGGAGUACACAGGUGAAAACUCAUACGAGGAGGCGGCAAUGUACAUCCAGAGCCAGUUUGAAGACUUAAAUAAACAAAAGGGCAGCAAGGAGAUCUACACCCACUUCACUUGUGCCACGGAUACCAAGAACGUGCAGUUUGUGUUUGAUGUAGUUACUGAUGUCAUCAUCAAAAUCAACCUGGCGGAUAUCGGGCUCUACUGAAGCUAUAAAGGCGUCACAAGGGGGACUCUGGUCAACUUGGCUGCUAUGCGUUAUCUUCAAGAGGUGCAGUGCAGGUUUUUACAAACGGACUAAGCAACUGUUGCAUCCACCUUUGUGAGGACUUGCAUCUUGAUACCUUUCAGUCUCGGCUGAGUCUUUGCUGGAAUAAAGAGAUUGGUAAGAGCGGCCAGCGACGCAAUCCCUGUGAAUUCUUGUGGGUCUUUGCAUCCAGCGCAGGUAAUGCCAGCGUUGCAUACCUUACAGCUGAUGUGUUAAUUAUUUGGAUCAUAGAGCUGCUAUUUGGAAACUGGCUCACAGUUUUGCUUUGGAAUAUAUGAAUGCCAUAAGUUAUGUAGAGGACAUCUUUUUUCGCAUAGGUUCUGGGUUUACUUAGCAUUCAGUCUAACAUAUCCCACAGCGGCACAAUCUUUUUACUAUACUGAAUUACAUCACUGCACUUGCGUGCAUAAAGGGAGAUUAUGCAAUUUCUUGGCUAAUGAUUUUCACUUAGGAUGUUCGGCACUGAAGCCAUUUUCCCCAAAAUGAUGUAAAAAGUGCAUUUUUGUUUCAUAGCUACCACCUCAAACUAAGGCAGCCUUUAUUAUUUCCCCCAUGUCCUGUUCAAAGAAGUCCUAUCAGUUAUUUUUCCCAUUUAGAAUUUGCAUGUCUUUGCUCUGCAUUUAUAUUGGCUCAUUUUAACAGCAUUAAUCGAGAGGGGAAAAAAAGCUGCCCUCCCUUUGUUUUGUUUUAAAUGAAAACCUCCCACCAAACGGUCGAUGUCUACCUUGAAGACUUAGAACGGCUACUUUCAAACAAAGCACUGAAUGUUGCAAUGUAAAUGGGAAACGGUAUUUAUAGGGACACGUUUGAAGCAUAUUGACCCAAUGCCCGUGAAGUCCAAACGGCGUAAACGUCAACAACUGUAAAAACAGCAGCGAAUGGAAACUAAUACAUGUAAAUAGUGCUAAGGCAACACAUAUGCACGUGAAUAAACAAUCAGGAAUGUGCUGACUGCGACAAAUAUCUUUAACUACUGUGUUGGGAACAAAUGAUACUUAAGAAAUCUUAUCCAUCCCAGACGUUAGCCUAUUUAUAGUGCAUCUGACCGCAUUUACACCUUUGUUGCAAAUGUGCUUCGCUCAGUGGAUAUAAACGCUCCGCUUUCACCUUUUUUAAAUGACAGGGGCGGGUUGUUUCACUUUGCUUCCACUGAACAAAGAUAAUACAUGAAUGUUGAAUUGAAUAAAUAUGUUUCCUUUGAACAUAUUGCGUCUGAUGGCGUCUGUAGUCCACCGUGUUUUGUGGCUAUACGGUGGAAGGCUGAAUGUUGGCUAUAUAGUAUAAAGAUCUCAUUGUUUACAUACGUAUGUACGUACGUACAUGUACAGCCCAAAUCGCUCCAAGACUGUCAAUAAUGCUAAUUCCAGUGCAAUGUAGCCAAUGAAUGCUGACAGUAAAAACAAAAAACACAGUUCACAGAGAUGCGUGAUGCAGCUUUAAUUCAUGCCUCUACAUUUUAUAAGAAAGGACAAACUGUAAAUGUUCAUUCCCUUUUUAGUAAUAAAGCAACACCCUUCUA